This is a messenger RNA of Drosophila miranda, 1293 nucleotides long. RefSeq names its product probable cytochrome P450 12a5, mitochondrial. The transcript is spliced from 3 exons. The record is from RefSeq and is a predicted model, not a curated record. NCBI's taxonomy places the organism in Eukaryota, Metazoa, Arthropoda, Insecta, Diptera, Drosophilidae. The annotation marks the transcript as partial. Gene Ontology annotation, molecular function: monooxygenase activity; oxidoreductase activity, acting on paired donors, with incorporation or reduction of molecular oxygen; heme binding.
AUGGGAGGUACGUCAUACCUGAUGACUCACAGUCCCAAGGACUUCGAGGUCGUGUUCCGGAACGAAGGAGUGUGGCCGCAUCGGCCUGGCAGCGAUACUCUUCGCUAUCAUCGGAAGACUCAUAGAAAGGAUUUCUUCCAGAGAGUGGAGGGAGCUUUACCCACACAAGGAAAAACCUGGAGCGACUUUCGAUCGGCUGUAAAUCCUGUCCUAAUGCAGCCGAAGAACGUGCGGCUUUACUAUAAGAUGUCCCAAGUGAACCAGGAGUUUGUGCAACGUAUUAAAGUACUCCGUGAUAUCGAUACCCAGGAAGCUCCAGAUGAUUUCUUAAACGUUAUAAAUCGGUGGACCCUCGAGUCAGUCUCUGUGGUGACUCUGGACAAGCAGUUGGGACUGCUCAAAGAGUCGGGCGAUAACGACCAGGCUGUAUUACUUUUCAAGUACCUGGACGAUUUUUUUGAAUUAACAGCCGAUCUGAAGAUGAAGCCCUCCAUCUGGCGUUACGUUAAAACACCCAAGCUAAUGAAGCUAAUGAAUUCCCUAGAUGGCGUUCAAGAAAUAACUUCAGCGUAUGUAGACGAAGCUAUAGAGCGUCUAGAGAAAGAGGCCAAGGAGGGUGUUGUCCGCCCUGAGAGCGAGCAGAGUGUACUGGAAAAGCUGCUCAAGAUCGACAAAAAGGUGGCGACGGUUAUGGCCAUGGACAUGCUAAUGGCCGGAGUGGAUACCACCUCAAGUACCUUUACAGCGGCCUUGCUGUGCCUUGCCAAGAAUCCGGAGAAGCAGGACGUACUCCGAGAAGAGUUUAUGAAGGUUCUACCCGAGAAGGACUCCGAAUUCACUGAGGCAUCGAUGAAGAACGUUCCCUAUCUACGUGCCUGCAUCAAAGAGUCACAACGGAUCUAUCCUUUGGUCAUCGGCAAUGGCCGAUUUCUCAAUCGGGACAGCGUUUUGAGCGGAUACCAAGUGCCAGCUGGUACCUGUGUGUCGAUGGUUCCCCUGAGCUUGCUAUCAAGCGAGGAGCACUUCCCCAAGGCUGCUGAGUUCCUGCCAGAACGUUGGAUUCGUAACGCCACAGACUCCAACGGGCAAUGCCCGGCAAAUGACUUGAAGCUGAAGAAUCCGUUUGUGUUCUUGCCCUUCGGAUUUGGACCCCGGAUGUGCGUUGGAAAGCGCAUCGUGGACAUGGAGCUCGAGCUGCGCAUCGCUCGACUCAUUCGGAACUUUAGCAUCGAGUUCAAUCAUCCCACGGAGAACGCUUUCCGCUCCUCCCUGAUCAAUUUUCCCAACAGUAAA